AUGUCCCAGCAGUUAGUGCCGUGGGUGGAGAAGUACCGCCCAAAGUCGAUGGAAGACAUUGUCGGCAACGCCGAUGCCGUUUCGCGCCUGCGGGUGAUAUCGAAGGAGGGAAAUCUCCCGAAUCUGCUGUUGUGCGGCCCGCCAGGGACCGGCAAGACCACGAGUGUGCUUUGUCUCGCCCGCACGCUGCUCAGCGACCAGGACGGCGGCGACACGACCGCCCUCAAGGAGGCAGUGCUGGAGCUUAACGCUAGCGACGACCGUGGACUGGACGUGGUGCGGGAGAAGAUAAAACUGUUUGCGCAGACGAAGAAGACGCUGCCGCAGAAGGUGAACGAAAGCAGCCAGCAGAAAAUAAAUCUCCACAAAAUUGUUAUUUUGGACGAGGCGGACAGCAUGACGCCGGCGGCCAACAGGCCUUGCGCCGCAACAUG
Trypanosoma cruzi is the source of this 434-nucleotide messenger RNA. RefSeq names its product replication factor C, subunit 4, putative. Gene Ontology annotation, biological process: DNA repair; DNA-templated DNA replication. Gene Ontology annotation, cellular component: nucleus; DNA replication factor C complex. The transcript has a single exon. Gene Ontology annotation, molecular function: ATP hydrolysis activity; DNA clamp loader activity; ATP binding. The annotation marks the transcript as partial. The record is from RefSeq and is a predicted model, not a curated record. NCBI's taxonomy places the organism in Eukaryota, Euglenozoa, Kinetoplastea, Trypanosomatida, Trypanosomatidae.